UACAUAUACCCCCACCACGUUUUUUCUCAUCCUUCACAUGCAAACCUCCUCUGAUCCUCUUCAUUCCUCUGGCAGCUCCUGUUCUCCUUAAUUUACUCCAUGGUUACCUCCAGCUUCAUCGUUGGCAUUAUUGGCAAUGUAAUUUCAAUACUGGUUUUUGCUUGUCCAAUAAAGACGUUUACGCAGGUGGUGAAGAGGAAAUCAACGGAGAAUUUCAAAGGAAUUCCAUACUUAACUACGCUACUGAGCACAAGUUUAUGGACCUUUUAUGGGCUUCUCAAACCAGACGGUCUACUUGUCACUACUGUCAAUGGUGCCGGUGCCGUCUUUCAAUCCAUUUAUGUCAUUCUCUUUCUAAUCUAUGCCCCCAUGGAUAAGAAGGUGCUAACAGGAAAGCUGGUGGCCAUAUUGAAUGUGGGUUUUCUUGGGUUAGUAAUUGCGGUGACUCUGCUAGCAAUGCAUGGAAGUUUGAGGCUCACCUUUGUUGGAAUUCUAUGUGCUGCCUUAACCAUAGGCAUGUAUGCAGCACCUCUUUCAGCCAUGAGAACAGUGAUAAAGACAAAGAGCGUGGAGUACAUGCCAUUUUUCCUCUCAUUUUUUCUAUUCCUGAAUGCUGGCAUUUGGACUACUUAUGCCGUGCUUGUCAAAGACUACUUUAUUGGAGUACCAAACGCCACUGGAUUUGUGUUGGGGUCAGUACAAUUAAUUUUGUAUGCAAUCUACAAUAACAAGUCAAUUUCAGAAAAAACAAUAGAGAAAAUGGUAGGGGAAGGCUCUGCCCACCUUGUCAAAGCAGGAGUAGUAAUCGAGAUGGGAGGAUUGAAGGAUGAAGACGAAGAGUCCAAUUCCACGAAAAAUCGAAGCCUCAACAAGGGAAGAAGCCUCCCAAAGCCAUCUGUAGUCAGGCAAUACAGCAUCCCAAAGAUCUUGAAGACGCUUUCUUGGAAUCCCUAUGAAAUUCACUCUCAUUGGCCCCGCCAAGAUGGUCUUGAAAAUGCUGAACAGAGUCACACUUGAUCAGGAGGAAACGAAAUCAACAGUGUUGAUUCCUAAGUGCUUUUUCAUUUCUUUUUUGUUGGAAAUUAUCAGUAGUAACUCAAGUCAUGUAUGAAAGCUCACAAUUGUGGAAAUUUAUUAAGUUCUACCGAUCACAUUUUGUGAAA
Carya illinoinensis is the source of this 1163-nucleotide messenger RNA. RefSeq names its product bidirectional sugar transporter SWEET16-like. The transcript has 6 exons. Bases 100 to 1017 code for a protein of 305 amino acids. NCBI's taxonomy places the organism in Eukaryota, Viridiplantae, Streptophyta, Magnoliopsida, Fagales, Juglandaceae. Gene Ontology annotation, molecular function: sugar transmembrane transporter activity. Gene Ontology annotation, biological process: carbohydrate transport. The record is from RefSeq and is a predicted model, not a curated record. Gene Ontology annotation, cellular component: membrane.